Messenger RNA from Tinamus guttatus (white-throated tinamou), 717 nucleotides. NCBI's taxonomy places the organism in Eukaryota, Metazoa, Chordata, Aves, Tinamiformes, Tinamidae. The record is from RefSeq and is a predicted model, not a curated record.
AUGUAUCCGAAGAGGCCGCUGAGCAGCCGCUCGUGUGAACUCUUUGCGGAAUUUGGGACCUUGAAGAAGGCGGCAGUGCACUAUGACAGAUCUGGCCGCAGUCUAGGAACAGCAGAUGUGCAUUUUGAAAGGAAGGCAGACGCUCUGAAAGCUAUGAAGCAGUACAACGGAGUCCCCUUGGACGGGCGCCCCAUGAACAUUCAGCUGGUUACGUCACAGAUAGACACACAGAGGAGACCAGCACAGAGUGUAAACAGAGGUGGCAUGACCAGAAACCGUGGUGGUACAGGAGGAUUUGGUGGUGGAGGUGGCAACAGGCGAGGUAGUCGUGGUGGGAGCAGAGGGAGAGGCAGAGGAGCUGGAAGAACUUCCAAACAGCAGCUCUCUGCAGAAGAGCUAGAUGCACAGCUGGAUGCUUACAACGCCAGGAUGGACACCAGCUAAAGCAGCGAGCGGCGGCGCAUGGAGCGGACUCCAGACAUCUCAUUCCAUGCUCUCCGGCGGGAGGGGCGUGCGACUGUGGCUACUAAUAUCAAGGAUGGGAUUUGUUUUACUUUUAUGUUUUGGAAUAGGUUUUAAACUCAUGUAAAGGUUUUUUUUAAUUCUGAAGCAGACCUGUUUUGUACUGAGUUAUUUUUGGGAUAAAUUUUACUGGUUGCCUGUUGGGCCGAGGUGGCUUUUUCACCUUUGCCGUAAUAAAAUAGGACCGUGUCUAGA